This is a messenger RNA of Staurois parvus, 398 nucleotides long. The record is from the annotation of a GenBank genome assembly. Lineage: Eukaryota; Metazoa; Chordata; Amphibia; Anura; Ranidae.
ACACACAGACAUGUACAUACACACACAGAAACAUGUACACACACGCACAGAGACACAUGUAUACACACACAGGCACGUACAGACACGCAGACACAUGUACGAUAUACAUAUGUACAUACACACAGGCACACACCCUCCCCAUAAAAAGUUGCAGUACUUCGUUGUUCACUCACAGAGCUGGGUACUGCACUCUAGGGGGAGGCAGAGAGCACAGCACACACUCCUUCCUUUGCUUUCACUGCGCUCAGCUGUUGAGCAGUCUGACAGCUCCCAGUGCCAAUGACCAAUCCGGCCUGAGCUCUGAGCCUGCUCAGCAAGAUUGCCCUGGGGGACACACUUGCCCCCACCAUAAUUUUUCACUCGCUAUUGGCGAGCAGGCGAGUGGAAAUUUCAAUGGC